GGUUUCUAGAUACGCUAUUUUAACCGGCAAACAACAAAUAUCUCUCUCUCUCUCUCUCUCUCUCUCUCUCUGUGGCUAACUGGCUUGUGAAAUGAGGUCUGUCUGGUACACAAUAAGAAACCCGAUACCUACGAACGGAGUGAAAAGGAAGGAGUUUCCUUAAGAAGAAGGAGGGGGCGAUAGAGAGGGAAACCAUUUAUUGUGCUACAACAGAUUCACAGCACAAGAAAAGGAAUCCUACGUUAGUCUAAGAGAGGGAGAGAUCAGAGAGGAAAGGGUUGGGUUUUGGGGUAAUAGACUGAUGGUCAUACUUCUAUUUUAAGAAUUAGAAUAACUGAUCAGGAGGGUUUUUUGACCUUUCCGAGCGAGAGAAAAAAAAGGAAAAGAUAAAAAUAUGGGAAGAGGGAGGGUGGAGCUGAAGAGGAUCGAGAACAAGAUAAACCGGCAAGUGACGUUCGCGAAGCGGAAGAACGGGCUGCUCAAGAAGGCGUACGAGCUCUCGGUGCUCUGCGACGCCGAGGUCGCGCUCAUCAUCUUCUCCAGCCGCGGCAAGCUCCAUGAAUUCUGUAGCGGCCCAAGCAUGGCUGAGACCAUCGAGAAGUACCAAAGAUGCAGUUAUGAUGUUCUGGAAAUGGAAGCGAGCCAAGAUCCGAAAAAGAUUCAGCACUGUUACCAAAAAUACGUUGAAUUGAAGAUGAAAGUUGAAUCGCUGCAACAUGCACAAAGGAAUCUUCUAGGGGAGGACCUAGUGGAAUUAAACAUGAAGGAUCUGGACCAGCUGGAGGAUAAGUUGGACAAGUCCCUAAGGCAAAUCAGGUCUUCCAAGACUAAGUUCAUGCUCGGCCAAGUGGAUGAACUUCGCAAAAAGGAGGACAUGCUACUUGAGGCCAACAAUGCCCUCAAAAGAAAGAUAGAGGAGAUUGAUGCUGAGCUUCAAUUGUCGUGGAAUGCAAAUGCAGGAGACCGAAACGUGAUUUACAACAAUCAAGCUGCGCAGUUGCAGUAUAACUUUGAACCCCUCAACUAUAAUGAUGCAUCGCAGCUCGGUUUCAAUCCUAUGUUUACCGAGCAGCGGAACAACCUGGCAAGCUCAGCUCAAACUGGCACUACUCGGUACAUCCCCGGAUGGAUGCUUUGAUUUCAAUGUAAUUGCUUCUAAAUUCACGACCAACCACGGUGUGUGUUCACAAAAUAUAAGUAUUGGACGUCCUGGAGGAGAUUAAUAAGUCUGGUAUUGUAGAUGGCCUCUAAUGGCCAUUCAAACAAGGAGCAAUUUACAAAAUGAAUGGCCUAAUGUAUAUUUUGUCGUUCUUGGAAUAUAAUUACUAUGUAAUAGUCCCGCUGUGACUGAUGAGAAAUGAGUUGGGGUUGCCAAUAAGAGCUUAGGAGGACUUAUUUUGUGAUUGCUGUGUUUGGAAUUUCGAAUGGUCUGUAAAGUGAAGGCAUAAUUGAUGUCCUGGAACAAGCAUAACUCAUCCAUUUUACCAUUUCUUAGCCUGUUUUUCCA
Molecule: messenger RNA, 1507 nt
Organism: Eucalyptus grandis
Lineage: Eukaryota; Viridiplantae; Streptophyta; Magnoliopsida; Myrtales; Myrtaceae
Product: agamous-like MADS-box protein MADS2
Exons: 8
Coding region: 395-1138 (247 amino acids)
Biological process (GO): positive regulation of transcription by RNA polymerase II
Cellular component (GO): nucleus
Molecular function (GO): DNA-binding transcription factor activity, RNA polymerase II-specific; protein dimerization activity; RNA polymerase II cis-regulatory region sequence-specific DNA binding
Source: RefSeq, a predicted model, not a curated record